Thalassophryne amazonica is the source of this 1618-nucleotide messenger RNA. RefSeq names its product hepatic and glial cell adhesion molecule a (gene hepacama). Lineage: Eukaryota; Metazoa; Chordata; Actinopteri; Batrachoidiformes; Batrachoididae. The record is from RefSeq and is a predicted model, not a curated record.
AUUUUUGCAGGUGAGGCAUUAGGGGUGAAUGUGACCAGCCAGACCCAGAUGGUGAGAGGCACAGUGGGGAAAGAGGCCUUAUUUUCUGUCAGCUACGCCAGCAGCAGCUCAGACAAGCCAGUCAUUAAGUGGCAGCUGAAGAGGGGUAAAGAGAAACCCGUCACUGUCGUGCAGUCCAUCGGAAUCGACAUUAUAGGAAACCUGAGGCCAGAGUACCGCAACCGUGUCCUGGUGUUUGAAAAUGGCUCGCUGCUGCUUCACAACCUGAGGCUGUCUGAUGAAGGCGCAUAUGAAGUGGUCUCCAUCACGGACGACACCUUCACUGGCGAGCACGACAUUGAGCUCACUGUGGAUGUUCCCGUGUCCAAACCUUACAUCCAGAUGGUGGCCUCGUCUGUCCUGGAGUACAGUGAGAACUUCAACCUGCACUGUUCUCAUGAUAACGGCACAAAGCCUGUCUACGCUUGGCUGAAGGGAGAUAAAAUUCUAGCCAACGACUCACGUCUCCUACUGUCACAUGACCAAAAGGUGUUGACCAUCUUACGGGUGCUGAUGGCAGAUGAUGACAUUUACAUGUGCACGGUGGAAAACCCCAUCAGCAGCAUGAAGAGCACACCUGUCAGGCUCACUGUCUACAGACGGAGCUCGCUGUACAUCAUCCUGUCCACUGGAGGCAUUUUCCUCCUCAUCACCCUGGUUACUGUGUGCGCCUGUUGGAAACCAUCCAAGAAGAAGCGUCAGCCUGUCCCCCAAAGACCUCCAAUGUAUGUGGAGCAAAGUGAAAAUGGCCAUGAUGUUGAUGUUGUACCCAAACCCACCACACUUAGUCGAAGGAGUCCGAUGCCUCUUUAUGUUCUCAAUGAAGAUGAGACUCUUGAACGUUUAGAAGAAUGUUCCAGCAGUGCUGUCAGCCAAUCAGAAAUGAGUAUCCCUGCGACCUAUGCCCCAAUCCACCCCCUUUCCUCCAGCAGAACUGAGAGGCCCGUCUGGUCUGCCCCCCGUCGCUACCCCCGCAGCCCCUCUCCUCUCGCACAGCCCAUCCCACAGGCCUCGGUGGCUCCUCCUCUUCACCCUGUCCGUUCCCCUGCUCACUCCCCUGGCUCAUCUCCACACAGUUUCUCCCCAAUACGAAAGGCCCGUCCGCCUGUGGGAAUCCCAGCCAGCCACCUUCCUGUUGAAACAGCAGAAGGUCCAGAGACCAGCGAGCCGACCCACGGUGCAUCUCAGCAUUGACAAUUACUCACUGUUCUCAUCUCAGCACUCCUCAGAUUCUUCUACUGUGUCCAUAUUCUGUCAUGCUAAGAUGAUGCACAGUGUGUGUGUGUGUGAGAGAGGUGAACUUCAUCAUGUAGCAUAUCACACAUAUGUAAUGCUGAGAAAGUGAAAAGCAAACAUUUUCUAGCUUCAUUAUGCAUUUUGAAUCCUGGCAAUUUUAGAAUUUUACUGGAAACUUUUGAUAAGCAUUUGUACAUACUGCAUAUAAUUUAAUAGUUUUAAGUUGUGAUGAUUAUUGUGUCUUUAUUGUUUUCCUCUGUCUCUCUCUCUGUUUUUAACCUGAGUGUAUUCCGCAUUGUCAUAAUUUCAGAAAAUUAAAAAAACAAAAAACUAAAAACCUGUU